Messenger RNA from Lacerta agilis (Sand lizard), 460 nucleotides. RefSeq names its product 40S ribosomal protein S14-like. Lineage: Eukaryota; Metazoa; Chordata; Lepidosauria; Squamata; Lacertidae. Bases 37 to 420 code for a protein of 127 amino acids. Gene Ontology annotation, cellular component: cytosolic small ribosomal subunit; ribosome. The record is from RefSeq and is a predicted model, not a curated record. Gene Ontology annotation, molecular function: mRNA 5'-UTR binding; small ribosomal subunit rRNA binding; structural constituent of ribosome. Gene Ontology annotation, biological process: maturation of SSU-rRNA from tricistronic rRNA transcript (SSU-rRNA, 5.8S rRNA, LSU-rRNA); ribosomal small subunit assembly; translation. The transcript has a single exon.
UCCGGUGUUGGUUGCUGCCUGCAGAGACGUGUGAAAAUGGCACCUCGUAAGGGCAAGGAAAAGAAGGAAGAACAAGUUAUUAGUCUGGGACCACAGGUGGCUGAAGGAGAGAAUGUGUUUGGAGUCUGCCACAUCUUCGCUUCCUUCAAUGGCACUUUUGUCCAUGCAACUAACCUGUCUGGCAAGGAAACAAUCUGCCGAGUAACUGGUGGCAUGAAAGUGAAGGCUGACAGGGACGAGUCUUCUCCUUAUACUGCUAUGUUGGCUGCCCAGGAUGUAGCUCAGAGAUGCAAGGAGCUGGGAAUCACUGCCCUUCACAUCAAGUUGCAGGCUACAGGUGGAAAUAGAACAAAGACUCCUGGGCCUGGAGCCCAGUCAGCCCUCAGAGCUUUGGCUCGAUCUGGCAUGAAGAUAGGGUGAAUUAAGGAUGUCACCCCUAUUCCUUCAGACAGCACUCGCA